Manis javanica (Malayan pangolin) is the source of this 3934-nucleotide messenger RNA. NCBI's taxonomy places the organism in Eukaryota, Metazoa, Chordata, Mammalia, Pholidota, Manidae. The record is from RefSeq and is a predicted model, not a curated record.
UCUUUUCAGAAUUUUGUACCAUCUCUGGGCAGGCAGACUUCCCUGACUACACUGGUGAUACCCGAAGCUGAGCAAAGUAUGGCUUACAAAGACUUUAUUUAUUUCACUGUCUUUGAAGGAAAUGUUCGCAAUGUUUCUGAAGUCUCAGUUGAGUAUUUAUGCUCUCAGCCUUGUGUUGUCAAUUUGGAAGCAGUUGUGUCAUCUGAGUUCAGAAGUAGCAUUCCUGUGUACAAGAAAAGGUGGAAGAAUGAGAAACAUCUUCACACCAGCAGGACACAAAUAGUACAUGUGAGAUUUCCAAGCAUCAUGGUUUACAGAGAUGAUUAUUUCAUCAGACACUCCAUUUCGGUAUCCGCGGUGAUACUACGCGCCUGGAUUACUCACAAAUAUAGUGGUGGAGACUUGAAUGUUAAAUGGGAGGAAAAUUUGCUUCAUGCUGUAGCAAAGAAUUAUACUCUGCUGAAGACAGUCCCGCCUUUUGAACGUCCUUUCAAAGAUCAUCAAGUGUGCCUUGAGUGGAACAUGGAUUAUAUUUGGAACCUUCGGGCAAACAAGAUUCCCCAGUGUCCUCUUGAAAACGAUGUGGUCACCCUCCUGGGCUUUCUCUAUGCCUCCAGUGGCGAAAACACGGGCAUCGUGAAGAAGUUUGCGAGGUUUCGGAACCGAGAGCUGGAGGCUACGCGACGCCAGCGGAUAGAUUACCCAGUGUUUACUGUUUCAUUGUGGCUUUAUUUACUCCAUUAUUGCAAGGCCAGUCUCUGUGGGAUUCUGUAUUUUGUCGAUUCUAAUGAGAUGUACGGCACACCUUCUGUAUUUCUUACUAAAGAGGGCCACUUGCAUAUUCAAAUGCACCUUGUCAAAGGAGAAGACCUUGCUGUAAAAACUAAAUUCACCAUGCCUUUGAAGGAGUGGUUUCGACUGGAUAUCUCUUUUAAUGGAGGCCAGAUAGUAGUAACCAUCACCAUUGAACAGGAUUUGAAAAGCCACCAUAAUCAGACCAUUAGCUUCCGGGAAGAUUUCCAUUAUAAUGACACGGCUGGAUACUUCAUUAUUGGCGGGAGCAGGUAUGUGACUGGCAUUGAAGGAUUUUUUGGACCCCUGAAGUACUAUCGCCUCCACACUGUACACCCGGAACAGAUUUUUAAUCCCCUCCUUGAGAAGCAACUUGCCGAGCAAAUCAAGUUAUAUUAUGAUAGGUGUGCUGAGGUUCAAGAAAUACUGUCUGUGUACACAUCCAGGGUCGAGCAGGACAGCGGGAGGCAAGAAGCAUGUGAGCUGCGGAACUCCUACCUGGACCUGAAGCACAGGUACGAGAGCCUCUCCACUUGCAGAGCCCUCCCCUGGGAGAAGGAGCUGAGAGACCAGCACCCCAGCUUGUUCCAGGCCCUGCUGGAGAUGCAUUUGUUGACAGUGCCAAGGAACCAAAAUGAAUCUGUAUUAGAAAUCGGUGGGAGUAUAUUUGAAAAGGCUAUAAAAAGGCUCUCCAGUGUGGAUGGUCUUCACCACAUUCGCUCUGUCAUCCCGUUUCUGAUGGAUUCCAGCUGCUGUGGAUACCACAAAGCAUCCUACUACCUCGCAGUCUUUUAUGAAACUGGAUUAAAUGUACCUAGGGAUGAGUUGCAGGGCAUGUUGUAUAGUUUGGUUGGAGGCCAGGGCAGUGAGAGGCUGUCUUCAAUGAAUCUUGGGUACAAACACUACCAGGGUAUUGGUAACUACCCCCUGGACUGGGAGCUGUCCUAUGCCUACUACAGUAACAUUGCUAUGAAGACUCCCCUUGACCAGCACACACUCCGAGGAGAUCAGAUCAUCGCCCAUGCUGGCCACGGGGGACUCAUCUUUGAUAACCCCCAUCCCAUCAUCCCAUCAGCUGUGAGAAUAUCGAGUGUUAAGUAUUUCACGGCCUUGGCCCUGGUUAAACCACCCCCAGCCAGGCGGACUCUCACUAGUGAGAGUGACAUUUUGUUUGUCUCUCUACAGACUCUCGCUGGUGAAUAUUUCCAUAAGGCUGCCCAAGGAGGACACAUCGAAGGAACUUUGUGGUGUUCCCUCUACUAUAUGACAGGCAACCUGGAGACAUUCCCUAGAGAUCCUGAGAAGGCUGUUGUAUGGGCAAAGCAUGUAGCUGAGAAAAAUGGCUACUUGGGCCAUGUCAUUCGCAAAGGCCUCAAUGCCUACCUGGAAGGCUCAUGGCAUGAAGCUUUGCUGUAUUAUGUUUUAGCAGCAGAAACUGGAAUUGAAGUGUCACAGACAAAUUUAGCACACAUCUGUGAGGAGAGGCCUGACCUGGCCAAGAAAUACUUGGGUAUUAAUUGUGUUUGGAGAUACUAUAAUUUCUCUGUUUUUCAAAUCGAUGCUCCUUCAUUUGCAUAUUUGAAAAUGGGAGACCUUUACUACUAUGGCCACCAAAACCAGUCACAAGACCUUGAGUUGUCUGUGCAGAUGUACGCCCAAGCAGCUCUGGAUGGAGACUCACAGGGGUUUUUUAACCUGGCCCUGCUAAUUGAGGAAGGUGCUACAAUUCCACAUCAUAUUUUGGAUUUCUUGGAAAUUGACCCAACUAUCCAUUCUGAUAACAUCUCCAUCCUCCAGGAGCUGUAUGAAAGGUGCUGGAGCCACAGUAGCGAGGAGUCCUUCAGCCCCUGCUCCCUGGCCUGGCUUUACCUUCACUUACGGCUUAUCUGGGGCACCAUCCUGCACUCUGCCCUGAUCUACUUUCUGGGAACUUUCCUGCUGUCCAUAAUGAUUGCCUGGACUGUGCAGUAUUUCCAGUCUGUCUCAGCCAGCGGUUCCCAGAUGACACCAGCCCAGACCUCCUCAGACCCAAGUGCUCCCCCUGCAAGUGCAGCUGGGACUCUAGGUGCAGACGCCUCUGCUCAGGACCAGCCCACAGUAGCCAAUAACCCAGAGCCACGUGGGUGAACUGGGCAUCCCAGGUCUCUCCAGAUGAGAGAGUCAUUUCAACAGCUGGUAUUGGAAAGCUGGGGACAGAGCAUUAUACUGAUCAAACACCUUAAAUGUCUUGUCAGCUGGAUGCGAAUUUUGUACUUGGUGUCUUUCUUUUUUUUUAAUCAAAUUACAAGGAAAUACCCAGAGCAGACAGAGGUUAUGCCAAAGGUUUUCAAAUACAAGGAACAUUCUGAUCAGAGGGGUGUGUCUGAAAGGUUAACUGGGUCAUUGCAGACACCCAUUCCUGGUGAUUGUGUGUGGGGAGUCACAGAUCACCCUGAGGCAUAUCCAAAUCCUUACACAGAGAGAUGUGUUUGAAGAAUUUAGCCCGAGUUUGUUGCCUUUCAUUAAAAAACAGAAAAUUGUGAUUUCUCUACCAGUCAGAUAAUAUUGCAGUACAUGUGUUUGCCACAGCCCUGCUCCUCGAAGUCCAAUCGACAGAUUUCCGUUUGACUUCCAAGACCCAGCAGUUCUAAGGCACCUUGAAAUAAAUAGGUUAUGGUUGGAAAUGCACAGAAGGUGAUAGCUUUGUAAAUGGGUUUACAUUUUUCUCCUUGAAUUUUUCUGGGGUCAUAGUGCUUCUGAAUCAUUUAAUGACACUGUUGGAUAUCAUUUACUUUUCAAAUGCAAUCCAGACAAUAACAUUUAGAAAAUCCUUAGUAUUUAACAGCAGUCUUCUCCAUGAAUUACCCAUUAGAAUAGACUGGCAGUAGUGGAAUAUGCAGGAAAAAAAGCCUUCAGCUCAUAGUCUCAUCCCCAUCCCUAUGCUUGCCUGUGUCUGGGGUGUGUGUGCGUGUGUGCGUGCAUGUGUGUGUGUUUGUGUGUGGAGACAGAGAGAGGGAGGGAGGGAGAGAGGAAGGAACAGCAGACUGUACACUAUAUGCUGCUAAGGUAGUAAAUAAACCAGUGAUGCAAUAUUGUGGGUCCAAACUACUCUUUGCACUACUUUAUUUACAGUAGUAAAUAAAAAUUAUUUUUAUACCAUUGA